AUGUACGAUGAAACUGGACUAAUGUUCCCUUAUUUCCAGAGCUUCCCUCAAGAAGUUCAGCAGCUUGAUGAGUUCUAUUACUCUCAGAAACCCAAUGCUCCAUUGGGCAACCUCAAUCAGACAUUCACCAUGUCGGAUUACAACCUCGGGGAAGAAGGGGAUCUCUUCAAGGCCCCUGAACCAGUAAUUCAAGAACCGUUGAUUGGCCUUGAUCCAAUGACAGCUGCCAUUUCAAUGAUUUCAUGCGGAGAAAACAUUAUCCCCCCUGACGCACUGACUGUGUCUGCCAUUGAAUCAUCAAUUGAGAGUGGGCAACUCCUCAGCGAGGUCUACUAUGAAUGCAAGAAGGAUAUUUUGGCUAAAGAUGCAACAGUAACACCCCUCUCUGAAAUCAUGGACAUCAAAAUUCCGACAGUGAAAACCGAUGAACUCCCAAGUUCUGAUGAAAAAAUGCUUCCCGAGGGUCCGUUCCAGAAAAGUGUAAGUUCUGGCUGCUUAUCAUCAAUGGACUGGAUACGUGAUGCUCCACUAAGGCCGAAUUUUCUGAUUCCCGGCAUGGACUUGGGGGAAGUUUACGGGAUGCGAAGAGCAUUCAGUGAGGGAGACAUAAAGACUCUUGGUAGUGGUAAUAUAAGCCUCCUACCAUCCCCAAUGGGGCAAUCACAGAUUAUCGGCAGUUGCACUUCUGAAGGGCGCAAGGAGAAGCUAUCCAGAUACUGGAGGAAGAAGAGUAAGAGGAAUUUUGACAGAAAAAUCAAGUAUGCCUGCAGGAAGGCCCUAGCCGACAGCCAACCAAGAAUCCGGGGAAGAUUUGCAAAGACGGAAGAAAUAGACACGCCCAAGAAGCAAUAA
Molecule: messenger RNA, 852 nt
Organism: Fraxinus pennsylvanica
Lineage: Eukaryota; Viridiplantae; Streptophyta; Magnoliopsida; Lamiales; Oleaceae
Source: the annotation of a GenBank genome assembly